This is a messenger RNA of Asparagus officinalis (garden asparagus), 989 nucleotides long. Its product is annotated as snRNA-activating protein complex subunit. The transcript is spliced from 5 exons. Gene Ontology annotation, biological process: snRNA transcription by RNA polymerase II; snRNA transcription by RNA polymerase III. Lineage: Eukaryota; Viridiplantae; Streptophyta; Magnoliopsida; Asparagales; Asparagaceae. The record is from RefSeq and is a predicted model, not a curated record. Gene Ontology annotation, cellular component: snRNA-activating protein complex. Bases 296 to 886 code for a protein of 196 amino acids. Gene Ontology annotation, molecular function: RNA polymerase III type 3 promoter sequence-specific DNA binding; RNA polymerase II cis-regulatory region sequence-specific DNA binding; core promoter sequence-specific DNA binding.
UCAAUAUAUUAUUUUGUACAGUGGCGAUUCUGUAUCCGUUGAAGGUGGAAUUCCAACGUCAGACAAAAUUGAAAGGUUGAGGUCUCUUAGGUUUACUACAACGCCUGUGAAGUUUUCACAGAGGAGGCCUUUUGCUUCACAAGAACAUGUUCCGCUCUGCUAUCCUGAAGUUGUUCUGUGCGUGGAGAUUUAUCACAAUAAGACUAGUUCUAAAAAGACCCAGGAGUUUUUAGUUCUAGGAAGCCAGAUUCUUUCUGACUUGAGGGAUAAUAUCUAUUGUUUGACGGAUAAAUUAAUGCAGACAGCAGGACAGCAUGAUCCUUCUGGAUAUUUCCUCAUUGAAAAUACUUUUUGCAAUGACCUGCGAGAUCCUUCUGCUACUGAUUAUAGUUUACCUAUAUUUGACUGGCUUAAGAACAGCAAAAAUGAGGCUACUGAAAAGUGGGAAGUCAUAACGUCAGGAGAAUUGAAGAAAAUGCAGAAGGAAUUGCUAGGGCAUGCGGAUGCCUCAAAUUUUCCUAACUUCAAAUCUGUAUACAUGCACAAAACACGCUUUUCUGACUUGCAAUUUCGGCUGGGUGCUGGUUACCUUUAUUGUCAUCAGGGUAAUUGCAAGCAUACAAUUGUGGUAAGAGACAUGAGAUUGGUCCACCCUGAGGAUGCACAGAAUGGGGCGGACUACCCGCUGCUAACAUUCCAAAUCCAGCCCCGUUACAGAAAAUGCGAAGUCUGUAAAAUUUUUCAGGCGACGAAGAUGACAGUGGAUGACAAGUGGGCCGAAAAGAACCCUUGCUACUUUUGUAUUAAGUGCUAUUUCCUGCUUCAUUAUAAGGAGGAUGGUUCUCUGUUGUAUCCUCAUUCUGUGUUUGAUUAUUAUCAUGAAUGAAUCAAACCUGAGCUCAAAGCCUCAAACUGACGGUUUCAUUCUUUUUAUUACUAUUAUUUUGGCAGCAUAGUCAUGAUUAAUUUUAAAAUGCAAUUUUGGUAUA